Messenger RNA from Coregonus clupeaformis (lake whitefish), 1793 nucleotides. RefSeq names its product L-asparaginase. The transcript is spliced from 7 exons. NCBI's taxonomy places the organism in Eukaryota, Metazoa, Chordata, Actinopteri, Salmoniformes, Salmonidae. The record is from RefSeq and is a predicted model, not a curated record. The coding region runs from base 812 to 1543 and encodes 243 amino acids. Gene Ontology annotation, cellular component: nucleus. Gene Ontology annotation, biological process: regulation of gene expression. Gene Ontology annotation, molecular function: protein binding.
UGGUAUCAUGUGUUGAUGGUAGCUGCUGACCCAGCCUAAUAAAUGGAAGACUAAGCUUUAUGUGGCUAGUAUGUGUAGCUAUGUGUAGCAUCAUUAUUAUUUUUCUCCCACCCAAAUUAGCUGUUUUCUUUCCAUACACCCACGUGAGUUGAUACGCCCGUUUAUGUGAGUCAUGGGUUACUGCAUAUGUAGUGUGUCAAAGUGGGCGUUGUGAAAUAAGUGGGAGGAUCAACAUAAGUGGGUGUAUGGAAACCUAACAGGUAACUGGGCUGCUUGCUGUUUCUUUGUAGCAUUUUUGAUAAACCUUGACCUCAUUCUCCUAGCCUUCCACGUUAAUUAUCCUAGCCGGCUACAUUAAUUAUCCUAACCUGCCAUGUUAGUUAUCCUAACCUGCCACGCCAAUUCUCCUAACCUGCCACAUUACUUAUCCCGACCCGCCACGCUGCUUUUGAUAAACCACUACAGCCAACAUUGACCAUUAGAGGAGUGCUUUUCUUUUCAGCUGAAAUUACCUACCUCAAGGCUAGUCUCAAGGUACUAGCUAGCUAAGCCAGUUGGUCUCGCGAUCAAGUCAACGGUUGUCACUAGUUAGCACAGCCACAAAAUCGUAAAAGACCAUGAAAACAAACAUUUGCUUUUUGGUUUUAAUUUAAGAUUAGGGUUAAGUUAAAUUGUAGAAAUAGGCGGGUUUUAGCCAUAAUUAUAAUUAUGACUUUGCGACUGUGGUAACUAGUGACAACCCAAGUGGUCAACGGUCGGGUUGACCAUCAUCGCAUUAAGUAUCGAGAGGAGCGCUCAGCAGGCCGCAGAGAUGGACAGCACACAGGACGGACCUGAUAUUGUCACCAAAUCCAUCAUGAUUCUGGGCACUGCUACCAGAGACAGAAGGUUUCUGCGCUGGGUAGGCCAAGUGCUGAAGCUGAAAUGGCUGAAGAACAAGAGCCAAGAAGAGGUCAAGGUGAUGAUCGGGGAGCUGCUGCCCUCCUUCGCCUGUGGAUGUGUGGAGAACAAUGACUUCCUCUCGCUGCAGGAGAUCCUGGAGAGGAUGGAUGUGAACUGUGGGGACUACGAUGGCACCACCCCCCUCCACAAGGCCUGUGAGAAGGGCAGGCUAGAUAUGGUCAAGUACCUGAUGGGUAAAGGAGCCAGCACCCAGCUCGAAGACCGCUUUGGAUACACACCGCUUCACCUGGCCAUCAAGAACAGGCACUUUGACAUCAUCCGCAUCCUGCGUCUGAAGGGAGCCCCUCUGUCUCUGGAGCUUGUGAGGAUCGGGCUGGAGCUGAUCAAGGUUGUCCAAAACAAGGACUACCAGCUGUUGCAGGCCUGGUACCUGUCUGGGGUGAACAUGGACCAGAGUGACUAUAACGGCCGUACAGCGCUGCACAUUGCAGUCAGGCUGAGGGAGAGGACCAUGGUGUCCAGGCUGCUGGAUUACGGAGCCACCCCUCUGGAGCGUGACGUCUGGGGUUGGACUGCGGUGGACGAGGCCCAGAACAACAACCUACCCAGCAUCCUGAAGCUGUUCCACCCCUUCACUUAGCAGUUCCUCAACAAACAGGCCUACCCGCUGCACCUGGCCAACAGGAUCGUCCCAGCCACUUCCCGUCUCUACCCAUCUCACAUCAAAUUCACUUUAAGUACACACACCUCAGGAACUUCACCCUUUUUAUCCAGCCAAUGACCCUAGACAGAGUUCAACAUGUUCAUUCUGUACAUUGUUUAGGUCAUACUUUUGGCAAAAGGUGUUAUCGUACAAUGCUUUGCCUAUUGAUAAAGGAAUAUACUGACAA